AUACAGCCACUAUUGUGACUAAUGCAAGGUCUGGAAGGCCAAUAAUGACCCCAGAUGUGUCCAGCUUACCUCUUCCUACAAGUACAAAUGGAUCACAACAGCACAACAAUUCAAGUUCCACAAGGCCUAUAAUGACCCCAGCUGUGUCCAGCAUGUCCCUACCUUCAACUGGAUUCAAUGCUGCAUCCCCAUCAAUGGCAACUGUUGUAACCAAUGCAAGUUCCAGACAGCCAACAGUGACCCCAGCUGCAUCCAGCUUAUCUCUACCAACAAAUGGACGUGAGUUACACAUAAUAAUGAUUUCACAACAAAUAAUGAAAAACUAACAAAAAUGGAAUCAAGAAAUUGGCCACUUCAAACAGAAAAAUCCAACAGACAAAU
This is a messenger RNA of Pocillopora verrucosa, 381 nucleotides long. The record is from RefSeq and is a predicted model, not a curated record. Lineage: Eukaryota; Metazoa; Cnidaria; Anthozoa; Scleractinia; Pocilloporidae.